AUGCGGCAGCAGGUGUCGGUGGUGCAGCGGCUCACAGCCAAGGAGGACUCAUGGACUUCUUGUACGCUGCGAGUGGGGGAGUUCGCAGCACGUACGGCUAUCACAGGCAAGACUAUAUGUAUAUUCAUUUCCAGCGCAGUCUGCACGUUGCGUGAAUUCAACAUUGCCGAGCAGCACAAGCAAUGGAUGGUCCAAUAUGGUCAGACAUACAAGGACCGGGAGGAGAAGGAGAAACGUCGGGCGAUUUUCGAGAAAAACUUGCGGCUCAUUGAAGAUUUCAAUGCAUCCGGGAAUCGGACUUUCAAGUUAGGCAUCAAUCAAUUCUCAGAUUUGACCAAUGAUGAGUUCGUUCGGAGGCACACUCGAUACUUGGCAUCUAAGCAACCGAAGUCCCCCAGAAAUGCGUCGUUGAGGCAACAAUAUCCAACUGGGGAUGUUCCCGAGAGCAUUGAUUGGGUGGAGAAAGGCGCCGUAAAUCCGAUCAAGGACCAAGAAUCCUGUUGGGCAUUCUCAGCAGUCGCAGCAGUAGAAGGAAUCAUGCAGAUCAAAAGCGGCGGUUCUGUGGACUAUGCUUUCAAGUACAUUGUCCAAAACGAAGGAAUUGCAUCCGAGGAAACAUACAUGUACAAAGAGAUGGACGGGACCUGCGACUCAACGAAAGCAGCCCAACGGGCGGCGCAAAUCAAGGAUUUUGCCGACGUGCAGCCAGGUGAGGACGAGCUCCUGAAGGCAGUUGCGCAGCAGCCGGUCGCGGUCUGGAUUGCCAAGGGUGGGAUGAACUUCCAGAGCUAUAGCAGCGGAGUGUUCAAUGAGGAUUGCGGCGAGCAGCCGCAUGCAGUUGUCGUGGUCGGGUACGGGACGAGUGAGGAUGGAAAGUUUUGGAAGAUCCGGAACUCCUGGGGCGAGACUUGGGGCGAAAACGGUUACAUGAGGAUUCAAAGAGGUGAUGAUAGUUCUACAGGAUUAUGCGGUCUCGCGUCGCGGGCUUCUUACCCGAUUGCAUGA
This is a messenger RNA of Eucalyptus grandis, 1005 nucleotides long. RefSeq names its product zingipain-2. The coding region runs from base 1 to 1005 and encodes 334 amino acids. The record is from RefSeq and is a predicted model, not a curated record. The transcript has 5 exons. Gene Ontology annotation, molecular function: cysteine-type endopeptidase activity. NCBI's taxonomy places the organism in Eukaryota, Viridiplantae, Streptophyta, Magnoliopsida, Myrtales, Myrtaceae. Gene Ontology annotation, cellular component: lysosome.